UUACAGAUACAGCAAAUGGCAGAAAAACUAUCGCAAACUAUCGAAUUUACAUCACGUCUUAUGAAAUAUGCAGCUCCCGUUGAAGUGAUGGUUUUCAAACAGCUUUUGCAUACUCGACUACAGGUGUUUCUGUCUUUCAAUCCAGAUACCAGUAACAUUCUGCAGACAACAUGCGAACUUGAUUUCCCGCCUCUCAAUCCGGGUUUGGCUCGCCAACAAAUUAUUAGCAUUAUGGGUCUCGUACGGGGUGCAUCCGAAUGGCCUCAGGGAAUGUUGGCUUCAGCGAAUGCCGGAAUGCCACCAACACCAAUUGGCCGGCCAGCUAGCCGUCAACUAGUACCAUCGCGACCAAUUGUACCUGUAACUACAACAAAUGGUACAACAAUUACUAGCAUGGCAGCGAAUUUUCCGGACUCAGGUCUUCUGCGGCCAAAAAAUGAUUUUACUAUCUCGGAUCAAAGUCUGGGAACAUUUGUUACUGUCGACAAUGGCUUCAGCAACCAGUACGAAAAAUGGAGCAUGGGACUUGAACCAGCUAACGGCUUGCAACUUCCCGAUUCACCGGAUCUGGAGCAUGAAAAGACAUGA
Molecule: messenger RNA, 588 nt
Organism: Gongylonema pulchrum
Lineage: Eukaryota; Metazoa; Nematoda; Chromadorea; Rhabditida; Gongylonematidae
Source: the annotation of a GenBank genome assembly